Molecule: messenger RNA, 1275 nt
Organism: Geodia barretti
Lineage: Eukaryota; Metazoa; Porifera; Demospongiae; Tetractinellida; Geodiidae
Source: the annotation of a GenBank genome assembly
AUGCUGCGGCAGCCGCUCGCCGACGUUGACUUCGCUUGUUGCCAAGACCUGCAGCGUGACGACCAAGCGCUGACCGGCACCGUGCCCUGCGAGCGCCGCCCGGUAGCCGAGGACGAACGGCUGCUCCUUAACAACAUCUCGCAGAUUGUGCGCACGCUGCUGCAGCACUUUCGCUGCGACGACCGCUUCCUGGGGUUGUACGGCGCUUUCGCCUACGAUUUUGUACGCCUGUUCGAGCCGUUGCCCGAUCGCCUGCAACCCGGCCCCACCCAGGAUUUCCGGCUGUUCAUGCCGGACAUGCUGCUGUUUUACGACCAUCUGAAGGAACGGGCAACGCUGAUCAUUUACGAUUUCCUGGACAGCUCCGCGUCCGCCGGCGAUCUGGUACGCGAGCGGCUGUCUUGCCUUCAACCGGCGCCCCCGUCGCCUGCCGCCGAGCGCCACCGCAUACCCCACAAGCUGGAAUCGGACACCGGGCGCGACGCCUUCAUGGCGGCGGUCGAUGAGGCGCGCGAGCAGAUGCGCCAAGGCGAAUUCUUCGAGGUCGUCCUGUCGCACAGCUUCAUGGGUGAAUACACCCGCAGCCCCCUGGAGUUGUACCGGCGGUUCCGCGCCAUCAACCCGUCCCCGUACCAGUUCUACGUCGAUUACGGCGACGAGGCGCUGGUCGGUGCCUCGCCGGAGAUGUUCGUGCGGGUGGAGGACGGCGUGGUGCAGCAGCGGCCCAUCUCCGGCACCAUGCCGCGCGGCACCGACAGCCUCACCGACUAUCACAACAUGAUGCAGCUUCUGAAUUCGGAGAAGGAAAAAUCGGAGCUCGACAUGCUCAUCGACUUGGCGCGUAACGACGUCAGCCGGGUGUGCGAGCCCGGCGUCAGCGUCUCCGACUACCGCUUCGUGGAGAAAUACUCGCGCGUGAUGCACACGGUGGCGCAGGUGGAGGGCGAAUUGUCCGCCGGUCUGUCGGCCUUCGACGCCUUCAUCGCCUGCCUCAACGCCGGCACCCUGACCGGGGCGCCCAAGGCGGCGGCCAUGGCGUACAUCGAGAACCACGAGCACAGCCGCCGCGGCUACUACGGCGGUAACGUGGGUUACCUGACGUUCUCGGGACAGCUCGACACCGGCAUCAUCAUUCGCACGGCGCACCUGGUGCAGCGGCAAGUGCGCGUGCGGGUCGGCUCGACGCUGCUGUUCGAUUCGGAACCGUCCGCCGAGUACGCGGAAACCGAGGCUAAGGCAAGGGCAUUAUUGGAAGCGCUGGACGGCAUCGAGUAA